AUGCUGCGUCCGUUGUCAGCUUGGUUUAUUUUACUUCUGAGGAUUACUAACGCCAAGUCAGGUAGGAAUAAGUUUGAACUUAUUGUCCAGUCUUAUCUUAGUGUGAUAUGACUCUUAAUGGCACCACUGUCGGAUGCCGCUAAUACUAGCUUCUGAUUGGUUUAUAUUAAGUAGAUAUAUUUUAAAUUAUAAGGCCUUAUCUGAUCAAUUAGAGUAAGUAUUGAAAAACGGUCUGCUGCCGCUAAUAUUCGUAUCUGAUUGGUUUACGUCACUUUGAUUUAGUCAAAUGCAAUGACCUAUCUAAUUAAUUGAUCUGUCCAAGAUCGAUCUAGAAAAAGAUAUAGGAUUGAUUGAACAGGUGUGAAAAAAUCUGACUUUGAACAGUUGCCUAGAGGAAUCGAAUGGAAAUUAAAUGCUCGAAAAUAAAAUCGCGCGUUCGUUCUGACGAAGGGCUAAUGCUCGAAACUUCAGCUUUAGAACUCUACGUAACAAAUUCAAAUUAUUAACACAGAUAAUAAAACCAAAUUAUCUUAUAAUACCCUCCACCAAUGCAGCAUAACAGUUUCUUUAGAAACUUCCCGCCUCUAUUAAUGUGGUCGUGUUGUGGCAGACUAAACACGAGGUGGUUGUUCCUUGUAAAUGGUAAGACAAAGGUCAUUUGCUUAUUCACUUAAUGCCACUGAGUUAAGGAUCUUCUCUGUAGGCUUAUGUGUAGCAAGAAUUAUUUGAAAUUCUGUGCGUUUGCGUGAUUUUUUUUUGAGGGGCAAAAUCAGUAAUUGGAGAAUGCUCUCGGAGCAAGGACUUGAAUCGAACAGCAUGUGAAUUCAGGUCUUUGAAGUCGAAUGGGAGUGUAAGGUUCUCGAUGACUGCGUCAUCCUUACUUCCGGGAUGGCGCUUCAAUCAUAUUAUUCAACGAUUUCCAACUUCUUUGGCUGUAACUAUUUCAGUACAGCAUUAGUGAAACAAUUUGGAGGCUUUAGCAAACUUCUCCUCUUCAACUUCUUCUAGGGGCGCCACCAGUCAUAACUGAUUUUCCAUCAAGGGAUUUGAUUAAGCCUGAAGAUGUUCGAUCAGACUCUGGAUUUCGUUUUCCAUGCAAAGCAGUUGGAUCCUUUCCUUUUAAGCACAAAUGGAAACUGAACGGACAGGAAAUUUCGAUUGAUCAUCACUUUAACAUCAUGAAGGACGGGACUCUUACGGGAAGAUAUCUGGAUGAUACUCACAGCGGAAUUUACCAGUGCAUCGUGAAAAACAGAUUCGGUGAGGAUUUCAGCAGAAAGUUGAAAGUUCGUGUUACAGGUUUGUGGCAUCUUUAAGAGUCUCGUUAUUCUGAGUUCUGCACUCAAGCACUGUCCGUAUUAAAAAUCCCGGCAUCUCUGUUUGAUGGAAGUUUCUCGGUUUUGACUUGUCGUUGGACAUCGUUAACUUUUCCCCGGCAAUCUCGCGCCCAGGCCGUCAUUUCGGGAAUGGACUUGUAACCAGUGCAUCACGGUAAUUGAAUAUCCGGGAAAUCGUACCCUGAGGCCGCAUGAUAUUUAUCUCACUUUGGGGCUGCGUUCCCGAAUGUGGGCCUGCGCAGUGUAACACCAUGUCCCCAUGUAUGGAGUUGUGUAAGUGCAUCUUUGUGAUAUUCCCUGACUGUAUCACUUUUAGGCCGCGUUUACGGCUGGAGACUUGUACAUUUGCCUUUGAAUCAAUGCUUGUCACACCCUUGAAUAUCUCAAAGAAAGGUCGCGUCACCAAUGAUGGACUUAUGUCAGUGUCAUUGACUUUGCCCGAAAUAUGCUGAAUAAAGCUUAAAUUCUUGGGGACGGCCUUGCAUCAGUGUAUCACCUACUUCGAACAAGUAAUCUUGAUUUUAGGCGCCGUCCAUUGGUGUGAACUUCAGUCAGUCAGAGUUUCUCUUUAUUUUUCACUUUUUAUCUCUCUCGACAAGUCAACCCAAGUACCGUUUAAAUGAUCAAAUUCAAAUUAAGCGUGAAUCAAGGGGAGUGCCAACCAUCAGUUGAAAGCAUCCCCAAAGUCUGUUAACUAUUCCAAGUAAACGAGAAAAGAAAGUCCUGGAAUCAUGCGUUAUCUGCAGUAAUGAUGGCAUUGUAGUUAAUACUGAUUUAUUCUGAUCAAAUUUUCUCCAUGUACAUGUACGUUUAUUCUUCCAGUCGCCGGCCAAUUUCACUACGAUAACGACAAGAACGCCCCUGUCACCCUUGGAAAACCUAUUGAAAUUCCUUGUCCAAACCACGACCCUAGUUUUGGUGUAAGCUACCGCUGGGGUUUUUAUGACUCUUCCGACCCCAGCGCGUUCUAUCCUCUUCCUGAGGACAACCGUACAGCAAUGACGAUGGAUGGAACACUUGUGAUUAUGUUUGUGACGAAAGCAGACGUUAAGAAAGUGAAUGGCAUAAAUGGAGUAGCUUGCGAGAUGUCCACGAGUGACGAAGAAAGAUACUCACAUGUGGUGAAAUUUCAACUUACUGGAAAAGGUAUGAACUUUAUGUGUUUAGCUCUUUUUUCUCCAUACUGUUCUCUAUACAUUUCUUAUGGUAUUGACAAGGAGAAAGUGUUAACCAAUCAAAGCCUCUUGAACUGGUGAUCGUCUCCUUUAUUCUUGUGAUCUUAUUGUUUUAUUCAGUGGUGCUGCGGUAAGGAGAAAUUAGAAGCCAAUCGCUCUUUGAGGUUAAAGGUUUAAAUUUCACUCUUAAUUUAAAUGGAAGAAUCGGGUGAAUUUUCCAUCGGGAAAGGGGAGGGGAGAGAGAGAGAGAGGGGGGAGGGAGGGGUUACACCAGCUUACCGGCACUAAGUGUGCCACACCAUUUUAUCAUAAUUAUAACAUCACUUCUUAUCUACAAAGGGUAACGUGGAAUUCACUACAGACACCUUUCUUAGCUACACGUACACCCAGCUGGUUUCACCUGUAUUGAAAACAAAAAAAGUAAAGAAAAAAAAACAUAUUAAAUUGCCGUUCUUGAGGGUGUUUCUUGCAAACUGAGCGAUCUUGUUCCUUUUUACCUUUGAGAAGCAUUCGUUCAAGACAUUUUUGUAUUCACUAGUAAGGUUCGUCAGUUCUUACGUGGUUGAGAGUUUACAGAGUUGCUAUAGAAUCUUAGCAACUGCGUCAAUUCCAUGUACCUGCCCCUUACUUUUUAAUAUUUCAAUUGCCAUUGAUAUUCUCUUUGAUUAAGAAUAGUCAGCUUAACUGUCCCCUUCAGUAUUUCUUUGAAAGCCAAUAAACCAGAGCUACGCCCAAAAGGAUCAAAGAAGCAUGUCAAUGGUUGACCCUCUGUUUCUUGAAUUUCACUGCUUAAUGUUUAAUUAAUUUUUCUUUUGUAUUAUUUUUUUGUUGUUAUUUUUGUUGUUGUUCCUAGAAUCAACCGAAAAGAUUCCACCAGUUAUUUAUUUUGCACCGAAGCCCCUUGAAGAAGCCAGAGAAGGAUAUCCGAAGAAACUUUAUUGUUUGGCUGUAGCAAAGUAAGAACAUGUCACCAGAUUAAUUUUUGUAUAAGUAAUAAUUAAUGUAUUUUACCAGUUAUUAACUUUAUCGUCUGCAUAAAUGUUUAUUGCACACUCCAAAGAAGGAAAAAAUCGAUUUCAUCGACCAAUAUUCAAGUUAAACACUUUUGUUGCUAUACCGUCGGGAUUGAAAACAUUUUUUUCAGGCUCUCUGUUCUCGUCGUGAAGUGUCUUAUCAUGGAGGGAUUUCUGAAGAAAGCGAGAUAACUCGAAUCUUAGUCAACCGCUCAAACAUAAUAAUGAAAAUGUAAAGUAAAUAUCAUCCAAUUUUGAAUUAUUUCAGUGACCAACUCUUCUAAACUUCUGCCCGUACAUAAACUUGACAAAAUUAUGUAAAAAAAGGAUUAUAAAAAUUCUUCCUUGAGGAAGUAAACCAACGAUCGUUUCUUAACAAUGACAAAGCAUGCGGAUGCUGUGGUCUCCGCAGCUCCUCUUCGACUAUGAUCGGACUAUGAGUUUGCUAUUUCGAGUUGUCUUGUCGUUUUAACUAGCACUAAUAUCAGCAUUAGUCAACAGAAAUUGCUUGUAUUUUGUGUUUGUCUGUUCUUGCUAAUUUGUGCGCUUAAAACAUGAGAUAGAUGCAGAAUGGCUGCGUCAUCAAAAGAUUGAAAUUGUAUUUGCAGACGUUUCGUAAGCAUUGGAGGAGAAGGCGUAACGUAUGCCUAAUAUUGAAGACAACGAUUAAUCAACAUCUAUUUUGUUAUAGCAAAUCAAAGUCAUCAUCUAUUCUGCCGGGAGUCGAUCAUUUGCCGCGCAAAGUGACAAACGAGCGUCGCUUCGGAAUCAGCUGAUACAGGGAGAUUGCGCGGCGCAUAUCGUUAUAUUCUCGGGUAGCGUUACCACUUGCUUUUCUUCUAUCUCAAGGCCACCACCCAAAAUCAUAUGGUGGAAAGAUGGCAAAAAGAUUUACGACGACGACAAUGAGUAUCAUCUUCCGAGAGAACAUUUCAACAGGCUUUUGUUCAUCGACGAAGUUUCUAAGGAACAUCAGGGGAAUUAUACAUGUACAGCGGUUUCCGCGUCUGAGAUGGAGCGUGUGUCGGCCUCCACCUACCUCACAGUGAAAGGUCUGUUUUGAAGUCGUUUGUUGCUAUUAAUGAGAGGCAAACCUGUUCCAUUUUCAGAUAUAUUAUCUGAGUCAAUAAAACCCAUGAACUAAACAAUUCUUAGAAAACGAGCCCAAUCACAAGUUUAAAUAUCAGGCACGUCUCCAAGAUUUUGAUGAAUAGUAUAACUAAAACCUCUGCCUGGUAAACGUCUAGCUACACAGGAAUAACACCUACGGCAAACGUCGGGCUAACGUAAAUGAUCAGUUUAUAACAAGUUUUCUUUGCGUUCAAUUUUUACCCAGCGACUGUUGAUUUUGGGGUCAUUCACAAAACACUUUAUCAAUCCUGCUAUAGGAUUUACGGAGUAACUACGAUGGAAGUUACGUGACCCGACCCAAACCUCACUCUGCCGCUACUAUCGCGCUGUUUACUAUUUCGCUUCGUUUACCUAUUUGAAAGUCUGGAACAGGUUAGAAUCACCUCUGAAUAGGCAAAUUUUUGUAAGUCCACUCCUUCUUCUCGUUAAUGAGAAGUAGUGGUAACAACUGUUUUCAUCGUUGUUUAGAAUAAAUUGCUUAAAUAAAUUAAGUAUUUUCUUUCAUUUCUUUACUUAUUUUCUUAAUUCCAAUUGCAGCCUCUCCCGAAUGGAAAGUCAGAUUUCAUCGGAAAAUCCAAGUACAGAGAUCAAAAAACUUAUCCGUGAUGUUGAUCGCAGAUGGUGUCCCAAGUCCUAGCUAUCGAUGGUUCAGAAAUGGACAAGAAAUUAACGCUUCAGAGUAAGGGAAAUGACUUCAAAAUUUUUCCUUGAUGAUUGACUGCAUUUGAUAUGUUUAAACCAGUUUUAUUUUUGUUCUCAUAUCUGAGCAGCUCUCGGGUGAAAAUAGAGAAGAACAAAUUACAUCUGAUUCACGUGGAGAGCUGGCACAACGCUGUGUUUCAGUGUGUUGCAGAGAAUGAUCAAGGAAUGAAUGUGUCGUCUGUUUGGGUUGAAGUUGAGGGUAAGUAUAACACUCUUCUCCUAGUUUCUUCCGUGUUGUAGUCUUGAAACACACGUUGAUAGACGCGCUUCAUCAACUUUCUAUUGCGUUAUUCAACAAAUAAAGGAGCCUCGAGUGUGCUCUUUUCUGUUGUAAAGCACACAGGAAGCUGCUAGAGAAUGAAAUAAGAGUAACAGAAACACAAGACUUAUGAGGGAAAAAUUUAUUUCUUUUUUUUUUUAAAUUUCAUCAGACUCGCCAACCAGCCUUGCCCCAAGUUCAAGACGCGGAUUCUUCUCAGAUAAUGCAUUGUGGAUCAUUUUAACUGCUGUCCUAGGAGUACUUUUAAUUGUGGCAAUUAUUAUUAUCAUAUUUUUUAUAAACGAAGAAAAGCGAGAGGAAAUGAAGGUGGGUUGUUCUUUAAGUAAAACAUUUUUAAGUUAAAUUUCUAAGGCUGAUUCAUGCCAAAUUUCAAAACGUUUUGAGUUGAUGAAGUUUCUUUUUCAAAGACAUCUGUGGCAAGGCCUAUAUAUUUAAGGGAGACGAAGGAAUCUUUGAUUUACUGUAUAACAUUUGACUAAGUAUGCUCAACAAUUGCUAUCUGGUAUGACACAUAAUUAUUUUGUCAUCUUUAAGAGAGAUCAGAUGCUACGGACGAAACUCCACAAUACCUGGAUGUACGUCAAAAUAACUCAUCCGUACCUCGGACGAAUCCGACAGAAGUUGCGGGAGGAAAAGGAGCAAGAAGACGUGCUACUCUCCCUCCCCUCCCCCAGUAUCAAGCCCUUGACCCAACAACUGCGGCAAUACCAAGUUAUGAACCAAUAG
Messenger RNA from Pocillopora meandrina, 6364 nucleotides. The record is from the annotation of a GenBank genome assembly. NCBI's taxonomy places the organism in Eukaryota, Metazoa, Cnidaria, Anthozoa, Scleractinia, Pocilloporidae.